AUUUGCUUAACAGGAAUCAGCGGAAAUGUUCAACACAUAUAAAUAUUCUGUUUACCUAGUCAUAUGUUGUUACUUUUUUGGAUUGCGCGCUGACAGAGAUCAUUCACUGCGAUUUAAAAACUGCACAACGACAGGGGACUGCCCUGAUCAUUCCAUAUGUUCUAAAGUCGAUGGCAACUACAAUUGCAUCUGCGGGCAGGGAUAUCAUUGGAAUCCCGACUGGUCAGCUGGAAACAUUGAUAUGAGUGACGCCGACUAUUGCUACAGCGAGCCGGCAAAUAAAACCGGUACAACUGAACACAAUCGCCUACCCGCUAAGAGCGAGCAUCUGGCAGUCGUCGUUCUACUCGUGUUAUUUGCAGUCAUCAUUGUCACUCUCAUACUAUACGUGUGCCACUGUUAAGCAUUCUUUCAUUUUUAGUGCUAAAUGCACUUUUAGUAUAUCAUAAAAAUAUCACCAUAAAAAUACCAAUUUAGAUAGGUCUAUCGUUUCUACGGUAUUAACGCACAGAACCGGCUGAGAUAUAAUUCCUCAUUAUUUACAACAAAUGAUUAAAGACCCAAAACUUGCCAAAUGACAUCAAUUAUUAAAUUACACACCAUAUCGGGUGCAAUGGAUGAAUCGCCGCCGUGCUACAUUCUACAAAUAGACGAUGUCCGAAUAUUGCUCGACUGCGGUUGGGACGAAAAAUUUGAUCCAAAUUUUAUAAAGGAAUUGAAAAGGCAAGUGCAUACACUGGACGCCGUACUGCUCUCACAUCCAGAUGCAUAUCACCUGGGCGCGCUACCAUAUCUCGUUGGCAAGCUGGGCCUCAACUGUCCCAUUUAUGCGACGAUACCUGUCUUCAAAAUGGGGCAAAUGUUCAUGUACGAUUUAUAUAUGUCGCAUUUCAACAUGUACGACUUCGAUCUAUUCUCAUUGGAUGAUGUAGAUACAGCCUUCGAAAAGAUCACACAAUUGAAGUACAACCAAACGGUCUCCUUGAAAGGUAAAGGCUAUGGCAUUUCCAUAACUCCGCUCAGCGCGGGCCACAUGAUUGGCGGCACCGUUUGGAAGAUAGUGAAAGUUGGCGAGGAGGAUAUUAUCUAUGCCAUAGAUUUCAAUCACAAGAAAGAAAGGCAUCUCACUGGCUGUGAGCUGGACAGAUUACAAAGACCAUCGCUGCUAAUCACCGACGCAUACAAUGCACAAUACCAACAGGCGAGGCGACGAGCACGCGAUGAAAAAUUGAUGACCAACAUUUUGCAAACUGUACGCAAUAAUGGCAAUGUACUCAUCGCUGUGGACACAGCGGGUCGCGUACUGGAGUUGGCGCACAUGCUUGAUCAAUUGUGGAAGAACAAGGAGUCUGGACUAAUGGCCUACUCGUUGGCACUGCUAAACAAUGUCAGCUACAACGUAAUUGAAUUUGCCAAGUCGCAAAUCGAAUGGAUGAGCGAUAAGCUAACGAAAGCCUUUGAGGGCGCGCGUAACAAUCCGUUUCAAUUCAAGCACAUCAAUCUUUGCCACACGCUAGCCGAUAUAUAUAAGCUGCCCGCGGGUCCAAAAGUAGUGCUGGCCAGUACACCUGACAUGGAGAGUGGAUUUACCCGCGACCUAUUUGUGCAAUGGGCGGGAAAUCCAAAUAAUAGCAUUAUUUUUACAACACGUACCGGUCCAGGUUCCCUCAGCAUGGAGCUGGUGGAAAAUUUUACGCCUGGCAGACAGAUUGAACUGGAUUUGCGGCGACGCGUUGAACUUGAGGGCCCUGAGCUGGAGGAAUAUCUGCGAACGCAGGGCGAAAAGCUAAAUCCGCUUAUAGUGAAACCAGAAGCGGAAGAGGAGAGCAGCUCCGAGUCUGAGGAUGACAUUGAAAUGAGUGUGAUUACAGGCAAGCAUGAUAUUGUGGUGCGGUCCGAGGGGCGCCAUCAUUCCGGUUUCUUUAAGUCAAAUAAACGGCAUCAUGUGAUGUUCCCCUACCACGAGGAAAAGAUUAAGUAUGACGACUAUGGCGAAGUUAUCAAUUUGGAUGAUUAUCGCAUUGUGGAUGCUGGCUAUGACUACGCACCCAUGGAUGAGCAAAACAAAGAGAAUAUCAAAAAGGAGGAGCCACAUGUCGAACAGCAGUCCAAUGGCAACUUAGAUAACGAUGUCCAAAUGCUGGAGAAACCCACAAAAUUGAUCAGUCAACGCAAAACCAUCGAGGUCAAUGCUCAAAUACAACGCAUUGAUUUCGAAGGACGAUCUGAUGGCGAAUCUAUGCUAAAGAUUCUCUCACAGCUGCGUCCGCGACGCGUCAUUGUAGUGCACGGCACAGCGGAGGGCACACAGGUAGUGGCCAAGCACUGUGAGCAAAAUGUAGGCGCUCGCGUCUUUACUCCACAAAAAGGCGAAAUAAUCGAUGUGACAACUGAGAUUCACAUCUAUCAGGUGCGCCUAACAGAAGGUCUCGUCUCCCAGCUACAAUUUCAGAAGGGCAAAGAUGCGGAAGUGGCCUGGAUUGAUGGUCGCCUCGGUAUGCGCCUCCAGGCCAUCGAUGCACCAACUCAAUCGGAAGUCACUGUAGAGCAGGAUGUGGCAGCGCUAGAAGGCAAAACUCUCACGUUAGAGACACUUGAAGAAGACGAAAUACCCGUUCACAAUUCGGUGUUGAUCAACGAACUGAAAUUGUCCGAUUUCAAGCAGGUGCUCAUGCGCAACAACAUUAACUCGGAAUUCUCCGGCGGCGUCCUCUGGUGCUGCAACGGCACUCUGGCGCUACGGCGUGUCGAUGUUGGCAAAGUGGCUAUGGAGGGCUGCCUAUCCGAGGAAUACUACAAGAUACGCGAACUACUCUAUGAGCAGUACGCUAUUGUAUAAAGAAUAAAAAAUUAUU
Drosophila hydei is the source of this 2855-nucleotide messenger RNA. RefSeq names its product probable cleavage and polyadenylation specificity factor subunit 2 (gene CPSF2). Gene Ontology annotation, biological process: mRNA 3'-end processing by stem-loop binding and cleavage. Lineage: Eukaryota; Metazoa; Arthropoda; Insecta; Diptera; Drosophilidae. Bases 575 to 2839 code for a protein of 754 amino acids. The record is from RefSeq and is a predicted model, not a curated record. Gene Ontology annotation, cellular component: mRNA cleavage and polyadenylation specificity factor complex. Gene Ontology annotation, molecular function: RNA binding. The transcript has 4 exons.